UGCAUUUUGCAUUCGCGUACCGAUCCCAAACCAAAACGCGUUCAACCCGUUCCUCACCUUGGCCAACGCCAUCUCCUCCCCCUCCUCCCCUUCGUCAUGCGCUAGCUAUCAAUCGCAAAACCUGCCCAGUAUGACGGAGAUAGCAGUGGGACAGACGAUCCGCCUCAGCGACGGCCGCAAUGCCACCGUUCGCUUUGUUGGCCAGACCCAUUUCGCCGUCGGAGACUGGGUCGGCGUCGAGCUCGAAGACGACAGCGGAAAGAAUGACGGCUCUGUCCAGGGCGAGCGCUACUUCGAAUGCGCCUUGGGCAGGGGCAUGUUCGUCCGGCCCAGCACCGUCAUCAUUCUACAGCCCGCCCCGCCCCCGAAACCCCCUGCCGGCCCUAUUCGAAGAGGAUCGCGAGCAAGCACCGCCGCCGCAGGUUCGGUACGGCCAACCUCCAUGACAGAUGUCUCCAUGGGGAAGCGGAUGAGCAUCAACGCACCGAGCCCCAGUCCUGUGCCUCGCCCGAGGCCUGCCAGCAUAGGGAGGUCUCCCACCAAGUCUCCCACGAAGCAGCUCGGGGCCGGCGCGCCUAUUAUCGCGAACUCGAGGACCGGAACUCCGUCGAAUGCCCGCGUCCCGUCUGUCGGAGCGAGGGUGCGGCCCUCCGUAGGUGGUUCGAGAACCUCCAUGGGUCCACCGGCGCUGCCAUCUGCCGGACCUAGGAGACAGCUGUCAACCUCAUCCGCGAGUGCAAGAGCCGUAGCCGGUGCUACCCGGCCCGCUGCGCCACGGGUCCCGACCGCGCCCGCCCGUGGAUCCACCCGUACCUCCACGGGGAGAGUGCGGUCGGGGGACUCCCUGUCGGGCAAUUCCGGUGGCAACAGAUCGGACCUUGGGUCUCCGCUUAAGAGCGACGGGGAGCUGACGAUUAGUCCUGUGAGCUCUAGGACCAGGGCACUGGAGAAACUCACCUCUGCAGGGCCGUCCUCGUCGACGUCCUCGAAAGCACCAACGGGCGCAACGCCGCGGGCGGCUGGGGGCACAGGACCUAAUCGACCGGCGGCUAAUAACGCUAUUGGUCGGGAGAAUGAAGACCUCAAGGCAAAGCUCAAAGUUCUCGAGCGAAAGCGACUGGAAGACCGGGAGAAGAUGAAGGACAUGGAAAGGCUCCAAGAGCAGCUCGACAAAUUCGAAAAUGUCAACAAGAAGAUAGAGAGCAAGGUUCAGACCACAGUGCAAGAGAAUAUUGGCCUACGGAGGCAACUGAAGGAAGCUGAGGAGCGGCUGGAGCAGAUCGAGGCCCUGCAAGCAGAACACGAGAGCGUAAUGGAACUGGCGACUUUGGACCGAGAAAUGGCCGAGGAAACUGCCGAGGUGUACAAGGCCGAGCUUGAAGCCUUGAAACAGAAAGUGGAGGAGCUUGAGCUCGAGGUGGAAAUCCUACGUGAGGAAAAUGCCGAAUACUCGAAGGGCAUGUCUCCCGAGGAAAGGGCAAGCGCCGGGUGGCUCCAGAUGGAGCGACACAACGAACGGCUACGCGAGGCGCUGAUCAGAUUGCGAGAUCUUACCCAACAGCAAGAUGAGGAGUCGAGGGCGCAGAUCAAGUCCCUGGAGAAGGAUCUCGAAGAGUUCGACGCCGUCAGGGAGCAGUACCAGAUCUCCAAGGAGAAAUUACUCGAGUCGGAGACCCGGGCUGAGGACCUUCGGCAGCAGCUCGAUGAUAAUCUCGGCGCUGAGGCCAUGAUCGAGCAGCUCAGUUACGAAAAGUUGGCUCAGUCGGAGCAGAUAAACGAGUUGAAGGCGGUGAUAGAUGACCUCGAAGCGCUGAAAGAAAUCAACGACGAACUCGAAAUCAACCACGUCCAGAACGAGAAGGAGAUGCAGGAGGAAUUGGAUUUCAAAGAUAGCAUCAUCACUGAGCAGGCUAGACGAGCUGCCGAGAAAGACGAGGCCAUCGGAGAUAUGGAGUAUACGCUCUCCCGAUUCCGAGAGCUUGUCACGAAUCUCCAGACCGAUCUCGAGGACAUGCGUGCCUCUCACGCCGUCAACGAGGCUGAAUCCGAACAGCUCAAUAGCAAAUCGAGGGCAAUGAUGGAUCUCAACCAGAAGCUCCAGAUCUCGGCUGCGAAGACACAGGUCAAGACUAUCGAUCUAGAGCUGCAGCGCAUGGACGCGCAGGAAGCGCAGCAGCACCUCCAGAUCGUCAAGUUGUUCUUGCCCGACAGUUUCAACGUCGACAGAAAUUCCGUCCUAGCCCUGCUACGGUUCAGCCGGUUAGCCUUCAAGGCAAACCUGCUACAUGGCUUUGUCAAGGAACGCGUCAAUGGGCAAGCACACCCUGGACACGAAGACGACGUGUUCGCAGGCUGCGACGCACUGGAUAAGCUAACCUGGGUGUCUUCAAUGUGCGACCGCUUCGUCAAUGCCAUCAGCCACUGUUCACUGGAGCAAUUUGCGAAGUACGAAGGAGCCCUGUACGAGCUAGAACCUGUCGAGAGGGCCCUGAAUGCCUGGAUCGACGGUCUGCGGCGCGACGAGCUGAAGGAGAAACAAUGUGCGAGCGAGCUACAACGCACCAUCGCUGUUAUGACCCAUCUAGGCGAGGUUCACAUCUCGGAGGGACUGGAGAGCUUCGCGGAUGAGGUGCAGAUGAAGGCGGUUCUGAUGCAAAGCCACCUCGAGUCCGCUGCUGCAGCUUUCAACAUCAUCAAGGAUAUGGUUCAGAGAGUUGUGCCUGCCAACGGCGACGAGGACGAGCUUGCCCAGCAUUUUGCCAAGAAGUCUGAGGCUGUCAUCAGUCAGACCCGCAGCGCCAAAGUCGUAGUCAGCAAAGCCGUGAGGUCGUUGGAAGAUCUCAGGGCGAGAUCUUUAGCUUUGACUCCUGACACCUUGGAAGUUUUUGAGCAAUAUGAGGCAGCUAGUCAAGAACUCGCAGCGAUGUCUCGACAGAUCGGCGUGGACCUUCACAAACUGCUAAGUGAAGAAGGUCGCGCAGAGCCGUUCACCUACCCCGAAGUGCAGAAUGCGGUCCAUCAGACUGUCUUGACAGCUUUCUCGUCCGCAGAAUCAGACCUAUUCGCAACCUACCUUUCGAAACUUCGGGUCCUUACCAGCCAGAUCACCGAUCUUGCCGCAGUUUGUGCCGACCUGUCGCAGACGCAGGAGUUCGAGCGGAGCCCGGCGCCAUGGAUCCUCCGAGCCCAAGAACUCAAGGCUCUUAAGACGAUACCGGUUGAUGCCGAGGAAGAGCUGCGUCAGCUUAAGGAGCACUACAAUGAGGCUCGUCGUACCGUUGCGUUACGUGACGAGAACCUUAGCACGGCCACUCUCCGUAUCGAGACGCUCGAGGCCCGCAUGCGCGACGCGAACACGAAAGCAUCUCGCAUUACCGAUCUCGAAGCACAGAUAGUCGAUGCUCAGGACCUCGUGAGCAGCCUCAAGAAGGACAUCGAGCAGCAGGACCGCGAAGCCAAGACCCUCGAGGCCGAUCGCGACAAGUGGAAGAAGAUUGCCGGCGACAGCAGGGCCUUCGGCACCGCCGCCGACGCCGCCGGGGCGAAGGCCGGCCAAGAGCGCGCGGUUGCUACUGCGCGCGAGAUGGACGCUCUCAAGGACGACAUUGCCAGCUUGCAGGCGGCGGUUCGGUACCUGAGAGAGGACAACUACCGCGCGCGCGUGAAGGAGCAAGCCCGGUACGACUGGCUCGCCGAACCACUGAAGAAGCCCGUUCCCACGGGCGAACAGCGGAAGGCCCUCGUCUCGGCCGAGGCCAAGGACGCGCUAGGCGAGCUGCUGAAGAUCGCGACGUCGGCUAAGGUGUACGACCUCAACUCGCUACCCAAGGACAAGAUGGCUUGGCGGCCGGCCAAGGUCACGCCGCAGUACCACGCCGCGAAGCAGGCAGAAGACUACGCGGUGUGGCGGAGCUGGCAAGACUCUAUCGUCCAGAAGACGAGGGUGGUUCUCAGCGGGGCCCAGCCAGCGAAGAAGGAGUACGACCACGCCAAGGCGAUGCGGAAGGCCGCCGCCGCGCGGCUCCAUAUCCGCCUCCCGGACUUUGACGGAAAGGUGAUUCCGGGCGUGCGCGGCGCGGAGGUGCACAUCGUAGGGUCCAGGGAGUGGGAAGGGUUGCAGGGACGGCUCACCGCGGCUAUAUAGCCCGUGUAAAUCACGUAAAGGGAGG
This is a messenger RNA of Durotheca rogersii, 4169 nucleotides long. RefSeq names its product CAP-Gly domain-containing protein. The record is from RefSeq and is a predicted model, not a curated record. The transcript is spliced from 2 exons. Bases 131 to 4144 code for a protein of 1337 amino acids. Gene Ontology annotation, cellular component: cell tip; microtubule associated complex; spindle. Gene Ontology annotation, biological process: nuclear migration involved in conjugation with cellular fusion; establishment of mitotic spindle orientation. Lineage: Eukaryota; Fungi; Ascomycota; Sordariomycetes; Xylariales; Xylariaceae.